Molecule: messenger RNA, 1010 nt
Organism: Daphnia magna
Lineage: Eukaryota; Metazoa; Arthropoda; Branchiopoda; Diplostraca; Daphniidae
Product: asialoglycoprotein receptor 1-like
Exons: 6
Coding region: 98-919 (273 amino acids)
Biological process (GO): biological process involved in interspecies interaction between organisms
Cellular component (GO): external side of plasma membrane
Molecular function (GO): carbohydrate binding
Source: RefSeq, a predicted model, not a curated record
AGCAAAGACAAUUUUUCCAACAUCAGAUGAAAAAAACUGAACAAGAGCUUUGUCCAAAUUUUAACCGAUUCCAAAUCAUUCUGCAACGGUCUGUAAAAUGGUGAACAUAAUUCCCAUUUUUGUCAUUUUGCUUUCGACGCUUUUGAUUUCCAGUCAUGGAAAUGCCGUCGAGUCUCCUCUUUGUGGAGGACGAGUUUUUGUGGAGAAUACGAUCGUGAUUGAAGCUCCAGUUCACGAAGAUUGUCACUGGGAUAUUCAAACGCAAGAAGAUCGCAUCCUCGUCAUCACUGCGCUCAGCGGAAACCUCAAAGAAGCUCAAGAGUUUCUAGCUAUUCACGAUGGAUCCGGCAAAGAUUCGCCCAUUCUGAUCGUGGAGAAUCAAAAGACCCACGAGCGAUCAAGAAAAGAUUUGCCAGAGGCCGUGUACACGACACAGUCGACGGCGAACAUCCGAUUUAAAAAGGCACCAACUUCAAAUUUACAGCUCAAAAUUCAAAAGGCAGUCGAUUGUCCAUUUAAUCUGGGAAUGGAAAGCCAAUGCGGACGAAUCAUCGACGACGUUUCGUGCUACUGCGCUACUUUCUCCAAGAGGAAUCAUGCAAGCCAAACGACUUAUUGUACUGAUCACAAUAUGAAAUUGCUAACGGUGGAAAGUUACGAGAAGGAGCAAGCCAUUUACGCCGCCUGGGGCAAACCUGGCUUUUGGACUUCUCUGACCGACGCACAACAAGAAGGACAGUGGAUUUGGGAAAGUACAGGCACAAGUUUGUAUCCUGGGUAUGAGAAUUGGUGUCCAGGGGAACCCAGUAGCGGGGAGCCCAAUGAGGACUGUAUGUUACUCCAAGAUCAAUGGGGUGGAUGCUGGAACGACGGCGGUUGUGGCUUCACAACCGAUGCUAUUUGUCAAGCCAUUCCUUAAUUCUGCUAUGAUAAUAUACUCCCCCCUGUUCUGUUAUGGUUCAAUCGUCUAGCGCACGAGGAACAUGAAUAUACAUGUUUCUAGCCCAAAA